Molecule: messenger RNA, 3318 nt
Organism: Drosophila busckii
Lineage: Eukaryota; Metazoa; Arthropoda; Insecta; Diptera; Drosophilidae
Gene: TTLL4B
Product: tubulin polyglutamylase TTLL4
Exons: 8
Coding region: 127-3084 (985 amino acids)
Biological process (GO): protein polyglutamylation; microtubule cytoskeleton organization
Cellular component (GO): cilium
Molecular function (GO): tubulin-glutamic acid ligase activity; tubulin binding
Source: RefSeq, a predicted model, not a curated record
AGAAUCUAGUUUUCCUGAAAGAAAUAUUACUGCCACAUUUUUCGGUUAACUAGCUAACGAUAUUUACAAAAUUAUUUGUGUGCGUGUAAAUGUAAAAAGCUCUCAAAAUUCGCUGUGAAACAAAAAAUGGCACAGAUAACUACUGAGAAGAGGACCACGGCCACAGCGAUGCGUGCGCAUGUGACGCCAGCAGCUGGAGCAGCAAGUGCUGCUGCCAGCAAGGAGAAUGGCAGGCAGCUGCAUGGCUCACAGUCGCCAUCGCGCGGCAAAGGCAUCGAGAUAUUGGAUUUUCAUGAAUCCUGGCUGGAGGAGGUCGAGCUCUACAAGGACAAGCUGGUAAUGUGCAAGCAACUGGCGCAUCGCAAUCAUCAAUCCCCACAGUCUGUACCCAAAUAUGGCGCUGCACAUGCAAAGACAAUGCACGUAUCCUCGCCCGUACGCGUCGCUGGCGGCGGCUCAGGUAGUCCUGCCCGCUCCACGCCCACGACGCCCACCAAAUCGCCGCGUGCACAGAAACAGAAAUCACCACCAACGCCGCAUCGGCACAAGUCAGCGGUGGCAGAUGCGGCUGCCGCUGCUGCAGUCAUUGCAAAUGGUCAUCAAAAGUCACCAACAGCAACGCCAGCCAGAGUAACAAUUACGCCCAAACUGAACUCUGUGCCGCCCCCGGUGGUGGGUGUGCUGCAAUCCGAGCCGUACAAGAAAGUACAGAUGCUUUUGAAGCGCGCACGUGAUGAUGCGCUUAGCAAGAACUCCAACGUCAAUGGGAGCGGUAACAGCAAGCGUCCCAAUAACACUAAUAACGGCACUAGCACGACAAGUCCGAAUGCCGCAAAGAGCGGCGGCGUCGCCAGCAGUUCCAGCGCAACUACCAUUAAGCCCACUAGCAAGAUUGUUGUUAAUCCGUUCCAUGGCAGUAGCAUGUUGAAUGGCCAGCAGACUGACGAGAAGAGCAAGAUUCUAACACAGAAUGGUCUAACUAAAUCGGCAGCCUCGGCGCUGGAGACAUCGCUGUAUGCAUCGCUCUAUGCACAUCCCACACAGUCGGUGCCGGUACCAACGCUGACCACGCGCAUGACCUCUGGCGAUCAGAGCAACUACAUGGGCGUAUCGCUUAAUAAAUCCAUAUCGAAUUACGAGUCCCGACACGAUGAUGAUCCCUGCGCUGCCAUUGAUGAAAUCACCAGCUAUGAUGAUUCAGAGUCGGAGGAGGAUUAUGUGGGUGCGCCCUUCUUUUUGGUUGAAGACAACGAGGAGACCUCACAGAGUCGUCACAUACGCAUGAAGCUGGAUAAGGUGCCGUCCAAGGAGUCGGUGGCUACUGUUGAUUCAGAGGCAUCGGUUUAUUUCAAGCCAGAUGCAAUUUUAUCGCCCAGUUUGUUUCCCAAUGUACCGCCAUAUUUGAAUUUUACCUCGCAUGCGGAUAAGGGUCCACCAAUGCCGGCGACAUUGCAUCGCGUGUUGAAGUGGAAGCUCAGUCCAGUGAUGCCAAAGAUUGUAAAACGCGUUGUGCUCAAUUCGGGCUUUCGCAUUAUCAAAAAUACAACUGACUGGAUGGCUGUAUGGGAGAAGCAUAUGAAGAGUCCUGGCUUUCGCACAAUACGCUCGCAUCAGAAAUAUAAUCACAUGCCAGGCUCAUUUCGCAUUGGACGCAAGGAUACGAUGUGGCGCAGCAUAGCGCUGAAUAUGAAGAAAUUCGGACGCAAAGAGUUUGGCAUCAUGCAAAAAUCCUACAUAAUGCCCGAUGAUCUGGAGAAUCUGCGUCAGGUAUGGCCCAAGAAUGCUUCGAAGCUCACCAAGUGGAUUGUAAAGCCGCCAGCGAGCGCACGCGGCACUGGCAUACGCAUUGUUAACAAGUGGAGUCAGUUUCCCAAGGAUCGACCGCUGGUGGUGCAAAAGUACAUCGAGCGUCCUUUGCUUAUCAAUGACAACAAGUUCGAUAUGCGUUUAUAUGUAGUGUUAACUUCGAUUAAUCCACUGCGCAUCUAUAUGUUCAAGGAUGGUCUAGCACGCUUCGCUUCUGUCAAGUACAGCUCGGAGCUGGGCAAUCUGGAUGAGCGCUGCAUGCAUCUCACGAAUUAUAGCAUCAAUAAGUUCUCACAGAAUUAUGCCAAGAACGAGGACUUCAAUGCCUGCCAGGGGCACAAGUGGACAUUGCAAUCGUUGUGGUCUUGCUUGGAGAAUCGUGGCGUCAAUACGAAACGUCUGUGGGCCACGUUGCGUAAUUUGGUUAUACGCGGCAUUGUUAGCGGCGAAUCGGGACUGAAUCGCAUGUAUAGACAGAAUGUUAAUUUUCGCUAUAAUUGCUACGAGCUGUUUGGCUUCGAUGUGCUGUUGGACGAGAAUCUGGUGCCCUGGUUGCUGGAGAUCAACAUCUCGCCAUCUUUGCACUCUGAACUGCCGCUCGACUUGCAUGUGAAGGGACCACUGAUACAGGCCGUGCUGAAUACUGCGCUGUACCAGGUGCCGCCUAAGCUCAACGAACGGCAGCAGCGCGAGAUACUCGAUGAGCUGCAGCUACAGGGGCCGCUCUGUCACGACAAACGCAUCUUCACCACCUGCCUGACAGCGGAGGAGGUGCGCAAGCAUAAUCACUUCACCAGUCGCAGCAUUGAGUUUCGCGAGGAAUAUGUCGACACCAUACUCGACAAUCUGCUGCCCGACGAUGUGCGCUGUCUGAUCAUUGCCGAGGAUGAGCUGGCGCGCUGCAAGCCGCUCGAGCGUGUCUUUCCCACCUCAGGCACAUUUAGCUAUUUGCAGUAUUUCGAAAAUCCGCGCUACUACAAUCGCCUCAUGGACGCCUGGGAGAGCAAGUAUGGACAAAAUCGUGAGGCGGGCAUUGCGCUCCUAAGCCGACUCUGCAAGGACAAGUAUCAUCUGCAAGUGUCCGAAGCUGCGCUGGAAAAGCAGGAGCCGAAUGUGGCGCUAACCGAAAUCGAUAUGUUACAUGUGCGUAAGGAUGAUAUGUUGGAUAACCCUACGAAUUUGCCGCUGCUAAAUAAACCUGUCACCGCCGAAAGCAUCGAGGCGGCCAUGCAAGCAGUCUCCGCUAUGAAGGCCAGACCCUUGGAGGUGGCCACAUGAAACACUCAAACAAUAAACGCGUAAGACUGAUUGUAAUAAUGAUCCAAUAGCAGCACAGGCCCGGGGGUACAAGAUAGAAAAUAUCGCCGUUUUCUAUAUCACACUACUACAUAUAUACUCUAUAUAUCUAAAUGUUGUUUUGUAGGUGCAAAAUCGGCAAUUCGCUCCAGUCUUGAUUUCUUUUAAAUUCACGUUAAGGUUCAAUGCAAAUAAAGUUGAGAAAUUUUUGGUUUC